Molecule: messenger RNA, 813 nt
Organism: Medioppia subpectinata
Lineage: Eukaryota; Metazoa; Arthropoda; Arachnida; Sarcoptiformes; Oppiidae
Source: the annotation of a GenBank genome assembly
AUGAAAAGUAUUGUAUUGACUGAAACAGUGCUCAUCACCGAUACAAUGGAUCCGUCGUUGACGUGUCAAUCGUAUGGCAUAUUCUGGGACAUCGAGAACUGUGCCAUACCUUCAAUGGAAAGGGCGGCGACUGUUGUGCAACGAGUGAAACAAUUUAUUGCCACCAAAUUUGAGUCAACUGUUGGCCAACGACCGGAGCCGUGUGUCUUCAUCUGCUCGUGCGAUACGCGAACUUUGGACGCCCGACACGUGGAGGCCCUCAACAGGUAUGGCGUCGACAUAUUGCACGUGAAUGCCGUACGCGUGCCCUACAAAGUGGACGCCGACUGUAAGCUCAUGGAGUGUAUGCAGAAGUUUACUGAUCAUCACCGCAACACAAAUCCCAUGUUUUUGAUUACGGGUGACAUUGACUUCGCGCCGGCCAUCCGUGCGGCCAAACGCCGCGGCUUUCAAGUGAUUCUGCUGUUCGGCGGCAACGCCUCCGAAGAUCUCAAGCACACGGCCUCUGAAUCGCAUUCGUAUAACAGUAUUAUCGGCACCGAAGACAUGGAGUCCCGCAGUAAUAACGCUCGCACGCCGUCGGGCGCCCACUCCAGUGCCGCUGUAAAUCCGCAACUAAUCCCUUUGCAAAUCCCUCAGCAAAACCUUCAACUAAUCCCUCAGCAAACACUUGAGCCAAACCCAGAGAUUGACGAAAACAAAGUCAAAAUGAUUGAAGAGGUGACGGGACUCGACCGACACAUUGCCAUCGAAGCCCUCAACACCUAUCGGGGAAACAUUACUUUAGCCAUCACUGCACUCAUUGACAAUUGA